GGUUGCAAAGACUCCCACGCCCCGGCGGACCGUCCAACCUACUCUGACGCGCCCAGAGGUUAUUAAUAAGAGGGCGGUUAUCUUUCACACGGCGUACGAGUUAAUGAGGAGGACGAUGUUCUUACCAGCUGAAUCAAUAACGAAAGCAGAGAGAGUCUGAGCUAUUGAGGACAUUACACACUCCCUGAUCGCCGGAGUGUUUUUUUUUUGCAACCGUGUGACCAGGAUGCCUAUAACACGACAUCGAAGCAUUGAUAAAUGAUUGCAGCUCGGCGUACACAACAUAGUGGUGGAUCUCACCAUCAUCCCUGAGUCAGUUUAUUAACAACCUCCUUCUAUCCCUCGCCCUUCUCUCUUACUGGCGCACUUUUGCCUAAAACCUUGAAUGCGAACUGUUUUAUCAGUUGGGAGCACUUUUUGCAAGAUAAAAAAUAUUGAUUAAAAAUACCCCGCCGGCGUGACAGAACUUCCAAGGAGUUGGAUCGGGUGUCUCUGAGAGGGUGAAGUUUUGUGGCCGGGGGUCUCAAGGAUGGUGGCGCAGGUUGUGUGGAGCCCGGUGUGGAUGUUUUGGACACUAUUCGCCGCUCUCGCCUCUGCGGACUUGAGUCGCGUCCCUUCUCAGGCGAGGCAACAGGGAUCGGUGCAUGUGCACCUAGGCGCGCAAGCAUCGGCGAGGCGAUGGCGCCGCGGGGUUCUGGACGAGUUCCCCCGUCUGGGUGCACCCGGCUUGGGUCACGGUGGCAAAUCCCGCCGGGAGGCGGUGAAACUGACUAACCCGCGGCCGGAGGAGAUGGAACUGAACAGUACCACCUUCGCAUUGACCGGUGAUUCCGCGCACAAUCAAGCCAUGGUGCACUGGUCUGGGCAGAACAGUAGUGUGAUUCUCAUCCUGACAAAGCUCUAUGAUCACAACCUCGGGAGUGUCACAGAAAGCUCGCUUUGGAGGUCUACCGACUAUGGAACAACAUAUGAGAAGCUGAAUGAGAAAGUGGGCCUCAAAACUGUGCUGAGCUACCUCUAUGUCUGUCCUACCAACAAGAGGAAGAUAAUGCUUGUGAGUGACCCUGAGAUUGAGAGCAGUGUCCUAAUCAGCUCAGACGAGGGUGCGACCUAUCAAAAAUAUCGCCAGAGCUUUCAGAUCCAAACCAUGCUGUUCCAUCCACAAGAGGAGGAUUGGAUUCUGGCCUACAGCCAAGAUCAAAAGUUGUACAGUUCGAACGACUUUGGACGGAGGUGGCAGCUGGUGCAUGAGAGAGUCACUCCAAACCGCUUCUACUGGUCUGUAACAGAUUUGGACAAGGACCCAGACCUUAUACACAUUGAAACAAGGACUGAAGAUGGACAUGCUCAGUACAUCACCUGUAGGAUUCAGAACUGUUCAGAUGCAGCAAGCAGCACACCAUUUCCUGGUUACAUAGACCACAAUUCAUUGGUGGUUCAAGAUGACUAUAUAUUUGCACAGGUAACAUCAGGUGGACGGGUAACCUACUACGUGUCAUAUCGCAGAGAAAGCUUUGCAGAGAUGAAGCUCCCAAAAUAUUCAUUGCCCAAGGAUAUGCACAUUAUUAGUACGGAUGAAAACCAAGUCUUUGCUGCGGUGCAGGAAUGGAACCAAAAUGACACGUAUAAUCUGUAUGUGUCUGAUGCAAGAGGAAUCCACUUCACAAUUGCUUUGGAGAAUGUGAAAAGCAGCCGAGGCCCAGAGGGGAAUGUUAUGAUUGACCUUUAUGAGGUAGCAGGGAUAAAGGGAAUGUUCUUGGCUAACAAAAAGGUACAAAAGCAGGUCAGGACUUUCAUCACGUACAAUAAGGGACGAGACUGGCGAUUUCUGGAGGCUCCCACCACAGAUCUGAAAGGCAAGGACCUUCACUGCCUUCUGCCAUACUGCUCCUUGAAUCUGCACCUGAACGUGGCACCGAAUCCUUAUACAUCAGGCAACAUUGGCAGCAAGUACUCAGCCCCAGGCAUCAUUGUGGCUUCAGGCAACGUUGGCCCCAACCUACAAAUGGACCAGGACAGCCCCAGCAGCAGUAUGUUCAUCUCAUCAGAUGGGGGAAACUCCUGGAGACAGAUAUUUGAAGAGGAGCACAGCGUUUUAUUUCUGGAUCAAGGUGGUGCACUGGUGGCCAUUAAGCACACACCGCAGCCAAUCCGGCAUCUGUGGCUGAGCUUUGAUGAAGGGAGAUCCUGGAGUAAAUACAGCUUCACCUCAGUUCCUCUCUUUGUAGAUGGAGUUCUGGGUGAACCUGGAGAGGAAACUCUGGUAAUGACUGUAUUUGGUCACCUCAGCCACCGCUCUGAUUGGCAGCUGGUUAAAGUGGACUACAGGUCCAUCUUCAGUCGGAGGUGCAUGGAAAAUGAUUUCCAGGACUGGAAGCUGCAUACUCAGGGAGAACCUUGCAUCAUGGGGGAAACAAGGAUAUACAAGAGACGUCGCCCAGCAACACAGUGCAUUUUGGGGAAGAAAUACAGAGAAGUAGUGACUUCAGUGCCUUGUAACUGCACCGACAAGGACUUUGAGUGUGAUUUUGGAUAUGAGCGUCACUCUGAUGGGAGAUGCUUACCGGCCUUCUGGUACAACCCAUCCUUCAUGACCAAGGACUGUAGUAUGGGACAGAGCUACCUCAAUAGCACAGGGUACCGGAAGGUUGGUGCCAAUAAUUGCACUGAUGGCGUCUGGGAUCAGUACAUAGCCAAGCAACAUCAGUGCUCCAACCGACCUCCACGAGGUCUGCACCUCGUCACCAGCGACGGCAGACUAGCCACGAUGUCAGAACAGAACGUCACCUUCAUUGCCCAUCUGGAAGAGGGAGAUAUUCUGAGGACCAGCCUGCAGAUAGAAUUUGGCGACGGUACUGCAGUUACCUAUGCUAAUCUCAGCUCUAUCAAAGGAGGGAUCAAGCACGUGUACAAGCAGAGCGGAGUCUACCGUGUCAUUGCACAAGCAAAGAACAGCCUGGGAUCCACGCAAGCUAUCCUGUUCCUGCAUGUAAAUUGUCCUAUUCAGCAUGUGCACCUGGCUCUGCCGUACAUUGCCAUCACCAACCAAGAGGUGAAUUUGACAGCCAUAGUAUUGCCCAGUACAACGGGCCCUCUCACUUAUUUCUGGUGGAUUGAAAACAGGACUGAGCCCAUCAUCACCCUGGAGGAAAAAGCUUCUGUCAGGUUCUUCAAAGAAGGAAUAAACAGCAUCACCGUGCAAGUAUCUGCUGGCAAUGCGAUUCUCCAGGAUGUAAAGAGUAUAGCUAUAUUUGAUUCCUACCGCUCAUUGCUACUGUCAUUUACACCGAACUUGGAAGAUCACAACCCAAAUAUUCCUGAGUGGAGGCAGGAUCUGAGCAGGCUUGUCAAAAGAACUCUCGGAGAAGUCACGGCGUUACCAGAGCAACGGAUGUUGCUAGCCAUCCUCCCAGGGUUGCCAACAGCAGCAGAACUUUAUAUCCUCCCACAUCGAGACUCAGCCGAAGAGAGGUUAAGCAGCAUGAGUUUAGAUCAGAUUUUAGACAUGGUGAUUAACACAUUGAAUCAGAAUCGGAUUCAAUUUGAGAUAAAGCCUGGCAUUCGAGUCAUCGUUUCCACUGCUCAUCUCACAUUAGCUCCUCUGGUGGAUUCCAGCGCAGGACACAGUGGUUCAGCUCUGUUGAUGCUGUUGUCUUUGGCCUUUGUCGGCUUAGCUGUGUUUGUAAUCUACAAGUUCAAAAGUGCUCUGAGCAGCCUCAUCCACCAUGUUGGAGGGACCGUCAGAGAGGAGUGGCCGUUGCGGACACCUGGAGAGAAUCCAACAACGACAGAAAGCGAAAGCACAAAGGAAAUUCCAAGCUAUGUUUAACACUGAGACUGCUGAAUCCACAUUGGAGAUGAACUUUUCUAUCCGACAACACACAAGGUUUUAGCUUUAAAACUGUGCAUGUGGAUGGUGAUGACACAGAUUGCUUAUUGUAUCUAUUUGAAUAAAAAAAUCCUUUUUCUAUUACCAAAAAAAAAGACAAAAAAAACUUUCUUGUAAAUUGAUUUAAAGAAUGUGGUGUCUAGGUCUUAAAGAUACAUAUAGUAUAUUCAGUGUAAAAGGUAAUACUUUCAGACAAAGAGCACACAUGUACUUAAACAAGUCAUACCAUCGCACAGGAUACACCCUCCUCACCCUUUACAUAUAUUACAGGUGAGUAUCUAGUCACCUUCUGUUUAUUCAGGGCCGCCCCUGAGUUCAAAGCUAUGAGGAUUUUUUUUUUAAUAGAAUAAAAGAAGGGAAACUCUGUAGCAGCAUCAGGGUGGGUAACCAGUGACAGGUCUCAAUAUAACUAGCUUAUAGAACCAGAGGGGAAGAUGAAGAGACUCGUUUAACUCAGCAACUUCCUGAGAUAUGGAAUAUGCUGUCUGAAAAGGUGAAGGGAAAUUCAGUAAGCAAUGUUCAAUGAUGGGCAAUUGGAUAAAUACUUGAAAUGGAUAAAUAUGCAAGGCUGUAUGGAAAGAACUGCAAGAAGUGUUGGUCUAAUUGGAUAGAUCGUUCAAAGAUGCUGCAAAGUUAUCUGUGAUUUCCCCAAAGCAUUAAUCUGGUUCCCUGCUCCUUAAACUUACUCUUUCCUGACUCUAUAAAUUAACUUUGGUGGGUGAUCUAAGGUACAGCUCAAACCACUGUAAAAGGCGUUGUAGGGAGUCUGUUUAAUUAAGAAAUAACAAUUAAAAGGGGAGGGAGUUGUAGCUAUGGAAUGCCUUUGGAAUGAAGGUCAGACCCCUGGGUUUGGUCACAUUCACUGCCUACGUUCCUGCAGACACCAGCAUACCUCUUCCUCUUCAUCCGUUCUGUCUCCUUCAAUUGGCAACACGAGUUGUCCCGCUGUCAGAUGUAGGCUCAUCCAAUUACUAACUGAACCAAUGGUAGCCACGUACUGGCUGCUCCUAUCACCAGCACUGCAUGGCCUACUCUGUGUUCUCUAGUUACAAGUCCAAUGCAGACUUGUUUCCAACACUCUUCCUGUCUACUGCCAUCUCUCACAUUCUUACCUUUCCAAUCCCCAGUCCUGUGCCAUGGUAUUUGUACCAAAUCAGUGCAACAAUGCACCUGAUGAAGUGUUACCUUUUGACCUGUGUGUACUGUAAUAUGCUGCAUGCUUACAAGAAACAGCACCUAUUGUACACUACCGGUGUGCUUGGUUUUCUUGUUUCAGUUGCAUAUUGUACUGUAUAAAGUAUUAGUCGCAUUAUAAAUCAGUUCGCAAAAUUAGACUCAAGCUUUCAUAAUGAUCAAGGAGAAAGGGAAAUAAAGAUAUCUUGGGAAGCUAUUUAAACCCCCAUGCUUUUGCAGAAUGUGUCAUCCCUUUCACUGGAAGUAUGAUCUUCAAAAUACUACAGCAGAACCUUAAAUGUCGUUAAAACAGAAAGUUGGGAAACAAAUGCAUUAAUAUGAAGGGAAAGCCCUGAAAAAGUGCUAUCACCCACUGGGUCAGAAUAACACCAUCAUUUGGACUAAGGAUCCUUGAGUUUAAGUCUCUAUAUGCCAGCUAGGGAAUUUAAUUACAUAAAUCUGACAUAAUAAAUUAGCACCAGUAAAGAUAGCUAUGAAAUUUAAUAGAACAUUGUAAAGAGGAUCCAUCUGGGCUCACUGUAAUCAUUUAAGGAAGGAAGCCUGUUGUGCUGGUCUACAUUUGACACCAGAUCAUAGCAAUGUGACUGACUCUGAAAUGGCCAAGCCAGCCAAUUAAAGUUGAAAAUAAUGUUCUUUGGGCAUUGCAUUAACUCAGGGGCCAGGAAGAGACAAAAAUGGGAGGGGAAAUCGAGUUUGCUCAAAUUAGUGUUAGUGGUGCAGGAGCUAAUUUGGCAAUGGGAAUCACGAAGGAACAGUGUGGAGCUUGAAAAGAAGGUGGAGGUAAGAAAGCUUAAAGUCUUUCAUCAGUAGACCUCUCUUCAAUCAUUUAGUCCUGUUGUUAUUUGAGUAUUAAAACCUUUCUGAAAGAAAUCCUGAUCCUAUUCAUCAUUCACACUUUAAUCUUAAGAUAAGUUUAAAGCCAAAUGAAGUAAAAUAAACACAGUCAUGAGAAAAAUAAUGAUACGAGCCAAACUAUUAAUGGAGCAGUGCUUUGUGUAGAUAUGAGCGGACCUGAGAUGUAAUUGCUGUAUUUUUCUCAACCAUUUUUUCCUGAAGAAACCAUGACUGUUUACCAUUCUAUUGGCCAAUCAAAAGCCUACAUCCAUAAUUCAGAAACAACAGGA
Mobula hypostoma (lesser devil ray) is the source of this 6207-nucleotide messenger RNA. Its product is annotated as VPS10 domain-containing receptor SorCS1-like. The coding region runs from base 530 to 3829 and encodes 1099 amino acids. The record is from RefSeq and is a predicted model, not a curated record. Gene Ontology annotation, biological process: post-Golgi vesicle-mediated transport. Gene Ontology annotation, molecular function: protein binding. The transcript is spliced from 27 exons. Lineage: Eukaryota; Metazoa; Chordata; Chondrichthyes; Myliobatiformes; Myliobatidae. Gene Ontology annotation, cellular component: Golgi apparatus; membrane.